GUAAGCAUAAAUUAUGUUUUUUACAUGAUACAAACACUUCUGCCAUUUAGAGUUCAAAAUUGUACAGCAUUGUUGUAAAACGGCUGCCAUAUAGUGCUUCAGGCACAUGCAUGUUCCUGAGCAUACCUAGGUAUGCUCUUCAACAAAGGAUACCAACAGAAGAAAAUCAAUUUUAUAAAAUAAAUAAUUUGGAAAGUUUUUUUUAAAUUUAAUUUUACACUAUCUUUUGACAGUAUCCUAAUACAAACAAUUACUUUUUGACUCACAAGACAAUACAGUUGCAUAAAAAGGUUGGAGCCUGAAUAGUACUUCACCAGUUUGUGCAUAUAAUUCCUAAGUAAACUCACAAGUGCUUCUUGUCAACCGGCAUCCCCACCUGCUUCAUAUAUCUCACAGAACCCCCCUCAUCAACUGGAAAAGGAACAAAGAUAAAACAGGUAUAUGGAGCAAGCAAUUCCUAGUUCUUUAACCUCUUGUAGGUAGCAUUUGCAGCACCUCAGUGUUCACCUGUGUGCAACCACACCAGCUGAGGUGCCCAGCUAUUGUCCGUGAACAGUUUAGGAUCCACAACUGGGCCAAACACCUUGUCUGCACGAUAUGGGUCCUCACCACCUCCAAAUCCCAUUGCUCCUCAGACAAAAAUAAAGAAAGAAAGAUUCUUUGAUCUUUCAUUUUCACCAGAUAGGCAGGUAAGUGGUCUUUCACUGCUAGCAGAAUAAACUAACCUGUUAAAGCCAUGGUAAAAAACGUCAGCCUAAUCCAACGAUGUAAUUUAUUCAAUAUAAGUAGCAUUAAAUGCCAUGUAUUUUGUACUGUUCUUGGUGAGAUUGUUGUUUAAAAAGAUAAAUAACGCCUUUACUACCCAUUCCCCAGCUUUGCACAACCAACAUUGUUAUAUGAAUAUACUUUAUAACACUUAAAGGCAAGGUAAACUUAUGUGCACUCGUUAUCUUUUUCUGAUAUAUCAUUGAAAAUUAGUUUCAUUCACCAUUUUCAAUCGAUCUCUAUACCCGCAAUUCUUUUUUUUUAAACUUAAUACAGCAACUAUUCCUCGGCCGCCCAACUUUUCUAUAAAAAUGAUUAACACUUCUCUAACACUGUGUCCUCCAAUCAUUGCUUUCUCCAGAUGGUGGUGAACACAGCAUAUCGUACGUCCUAGGAGAGCAGAGCACAUGCGUCCGACCGUAAUCCUCUACACUAUUCACUGCGCUCGUUCAUGAGUCGCGCAUGCUCAUUGAAACUUACAGUGUACUGCAGCAAACAGCUGCGCAGAGAUUGAUCUCAUAACUAAAUAACAUGGCAUCUAACACAGAUAACAUCAGUGGCAGAACUCUGAUGCAGCUCAGUCAACAAGAGGUGCAAGAGAUGAUGCAAAAUCUCAUUAGAGAACGUAAUGCUGAAAAUCAAAAUAUUGAUGUCUCUCAAGCUCACCAAUGGGACCCUAUGAGAACUGAUGCUGAAUUGGCCAGUCAAUCUUCAAAUAACGAAAGUGCAGAAAUGCAAAAUAUUUCAAUUGAUGAUGAUUCUAUCAGACUUGAAGAUUUGGAGUGGUGUAUUUGUGGAAAUUGCCAUUUGAUGCCUACGGUUAUAGAAAGUAUAUGUUGUCGUGAAAAAGAAGAAAUCCUGUAUCACAUCCCUGAAGGCAAAUCCUGUAUUUGUGAUGCUCCAAACCACGAUCAGGAAAUCGAUCAGGGUUUUCUAAACAGAGUGGCAGAAAUAGUUGGGAGUUUGGGACCUAUGCGUGCACAGGCUAAAGAAGUAAUUACUCAAAGAUCGUAUAGAAAAUUAUCAUAUAGAGCAUUUUCUACAUGGAUCAACGGAGCAAUGGGCCCCAAAAAUAGGAAACCGAUACCGUCAUGUGUAGUAAACUGCAUACGUCAACGUUUCUCAGCUCCUGACAACAUAUAUGUGGGUUUACAUUACCCUGAGGAUGAUGGCCCGGCAACAGAAAUGAUAUUGGAUUAGUUUUAAAAGUUUCUAUUUGAUUUCUUUAAUAUAAGUUAUUUCUAAAUAAAUAUUUUUUUUUUAAGAAACAAUUAUAAGAAGUAUAAUAAAUGUUUGCUAUUUUGAAAAAAAAA
This is a messenger RNA of Bombina bombina (fire-bellied toad), 2078 nucleotides long. RefSeq lists its product as uncharacterized. The record is from RefSeq and is a predicted model, not a curated record. The transcript has 4 exons. Bases 1297 to 1965 code for a protein of 222 amino acids. NCBI's taxonomy places the organism in Eukaryota, Metazoa, Chordata, Amphibia, Anura, Bombinatoridae.